CUCGAAACCAUGGACUGGUACUGGGGCAAAAUAUCAAAGGAAGACGUUACUGAAAAGCUGAAAAAUACUCCAGAAGGAUCAUUUAUGGUCCGUGAUGCUUCAAAAGUGCCUGGAGAAUAUACGUUAACCUUAAAAAAAGGCGGAUUUGACCGACUGAUACGAAUUUGUCAUGAACAUGGUCAUUACGGCUUUUCGAAACCCCUCCGUUUUCGAUCUGUGGUUGAUUUAAUCAGUCAUUAUCAACAAGAAUCACUAGCCCAGUAUAAUCGCGAAUUAGAUAUAAAAUUAAUGUUCCCUAUAACUCGU
Messenger RNA from Trichoplax adhaerens, 306 nucleotides. RefSeq lists its product as uncharacterized. The transcript is spliced from 3 exons. The record is from RefSeq and is a predicted model, not a curated record. Gene Ontology annotation, molecular function: 1-phosphatidylinositol-3-kinase regulator activity. The annotation marks the transcript as partial. Lineage: Eukaryota; Metazoa; Placozoa; Uniplacotomia; Trichoplacea; Trichoplacidae. Gene Ontology annotation, cellular component: phosphatidylinositol 3-kinase complex. Gene Ontology annotation, biological process: phosphatidylinositol phosphate biosynthetic process.